UCUAGAAUUUGCUCUGCAAAAAUGUUUGCUUCGUCUCGCAUUGCAGCCUUACUUAUUCUCUCUUGCAGCGUCAACGUCGUCGUGCGCUGCGACCAGCACCUCUGCCCUACAGGCUACUCGCGCAGCGCCUGCCUCGACGACAUCGAGUGCAAGUAUCUACUCUGCUGGAAGGUGAACUGGCCCGACGAGACGAUCACGUUCGUUUCCAAGGUCGCAACGACUGGAUGGAUUGGUUUUGGUGUUUCUCCGACGGGAAUGAUGUCCAACUCCGACGUCGUCAUCGGAUGGGUGGCGAACGGGCAAGGAUAUUUGAAAGAUCGAUUCGCAAAUGCCAGAGUGAUGCCUCCUAUUGACGCGAAGCAGAACGUAGAAUUACUCUCUGCAGAAGAGAGCAAUGGGACGACAACCCUGGUAUUCAGGAGAAAGUUAUCUGCCUGCGAAGAUCCCGAGAAGGACUUAUCGAUUGAGACUGGCCCGGUCUGGAUAAUAUGGUCUUACCACGAUAGCGAUCCAGUCUCAGAAAAUUCCGUUACAAAACAUUCUGCGAAGGGGUCGAAAGAAAUCAACGUUCUCAGUGGCACGGGCGACGUUCAAGCCGCACCUCUACCAGCAGACCAUCAAACGAUGGACCUGCUCAACAACGCAGUAAAAAGAAAUCGUUUGUGA
This is a messenger RNA of Corticium candelabrum, 666 nucleotides long. RefSeq names its product DBH-like monooxygenase protein 1 homolog. Bases 22 to 666 code for a protein of 214 amino acids. The transcript has 3 exons. Gene Ontology annotation, biological process: octopamine biosynthetic process; norepinephrine biosynthetic process; dopamine catabolic process. Lineage: Eukaryota; Metazoa; Porifera; Homoscleromorpha; Homosclerophorida; Plakinidae. Gene Ontology annotation, cellular component: secretory granule membrane. Gene Ontology annotation, molecular function: dopamine beta-monooxygenase activity. The record is from RefSeq and is a predicted model, not a curated record.